Molecule: messenger RNA, 1672 nt
Organism: Monopterus albus (swamp eel)
Lineage: Eukaryota; Metazoa; Chordata; Actinopteri; Synbranchiformes; Synbranchidae
Product: sodium- and chloride-dependent GABA transporter 3-like
Exons: 13
Coding region: 1-1650 (549 amino acids)
Biological process (GO): amino acid transport; nitrogen compound transport; sodium ion transmembrane transport
Cellular component (GO): cell projection; plasma membrane
Molecular function (GO): gamma-aminobutyric acid:sodium:chloride symporter activity
Source: RefSeq, a predicted model, not a curated record
AUGAAUAGAAAAAGAAGAACAACAAAUCAGAGGAAGGUUGGAGACAGAGGACAAUGGGCCAGUAAAAGAGAAUAUAUAUUGGUUGUUGCAGGAAGUGUGGUCGGCCUGGGCAAUGUGUGGAGAUUUCCUUAUCUCUGCUACAAGAAUGGUGGAGGUGCCUUCCUGGUUCCAUAUGGUCUGUUGGCUGUGGUGUGUGGGAUACCUCUGUUCUUGCUAGAGACCUCACUUGGUCAGUACACCCAGGAAGGUUUCAUCACAUCUUGGAGAAAACUAUGUCCGCUGGCACAAGGAAUUGGAGUUGGACAGCUGAUUAUUUCACUCUGUUUCUUCAUCUACAUUUUAAUUGAAGCCUGGGCCCUCUUCUACUUGGUGUUCUCAUUCAGAUCCCAGCUGCCCUGGGCCAGCUGUGACAACACCUGGAAUACAGCUAACUGUCUUAAUCUUCAGGCUUCCAAUACAUCUCAUGUGACAGCAAAUCAGACCAACUCUGCUGCAACUGAGUUCUGGGAACGUCGGAUGCUGGCCAUGUCUGGAGGCAUUGAGGAGCUGGGCAGUGUGAGAUGGGAUCUGGCCUUGUGUCUUCUGGUCAGCUGGGUGUUCUGCUACUUCAGCAUCUGGAAAGGUGUCCGAUCCUCUGGAAAGGUAGCAUAUUUCACAGCCACAUUUCCCUAUGUGAUGAUCCUGAUACUGCUCAUCAGGGGAUUGACUCUACCUGGAGCUUGGCAAGGGGUUUACUACUACCUGUAUCCAGAUUUGAAACACCUGGCUAAGCUGGAGGUCUGGAUAGAGGCAGGAUCUCAAAUAUAUUUCUCCUACAGCCUGACUGCUGGAACUCUCAACGUUCUGGGCAGCUAUAAUGACUACAACAACAACUGUUACAAGGACUGCUUUUGGCUCUGUCUGCUGAACAGUGGGACCAGUUUUGUUGCUGGAUUUGCCGUUUUCUCCGUACUUGGGUUUAUGGCUCAGAAACAGGGUGUUACUGUCGACACCGUAGUUCAAUCAGGACCAAGUCUGGCCUUCAUCGCUUAUCCUCAGGCAACUGCUAUGAUGCCUUUGCCCCAGUUCUGGACUGUCUGCUUCUUCCUGAUGCUCGUUCUGCUGACAGUUGACACACAUUUUGUCAUAGUGGAGAGUGUUAUCACCACAGUGAGUGACUUGUUUCCAAAGCUGUUUCGAGCGCCUGUGAGACAUGAGAUCUUUGUCCUCCUCAUCUGUUUGUCCUCCUUCCUCAUACAUUUGACCUUGGUCACUGAGGGUGGAAUUUAUGUCUUCCAACUCAUUGAUUUCUAUGGCUCUACCAGAGUCUGUCAGAAUUUUAUGGCCAUAUGUCAAUGUCUGGCAGUGGGCUGGAUAUUUGGUGCUGACCGCUUUCGUGACGUCAUUGAGGACAUGACAGGACAGAGACCAUCUGCUUUCUUCAAACUGUGCUGGAGAUACAUCAUUCCUCUGCUGUCACUGAUUUCCUUCAUCUUGUAUCUGGUUGAGUAUAAACAGCUCCGAGUUAAUGACUGGUAUGUUUACCCUGACUGGGCGUACGCACUAGGAUGGACCAUGACGCUCUCCUCUGUUCUCAUGGUGCCACUGUGGGCAGCUGGACAGAUGUGUUUGACAGCAGGAACCUUCAGGCAGGUCAGUGUUUUACAAUAAGUCAUAAACCAGGAGACUGACA